AUGACACCCUAUCUGUUACAUGGGCAUGUUACAGCAAUGACACCCUAUCUGUUCCACAGGUCUGUCACAUUAUGACACCAUAUCUGUUACAAAGGUCUGUUACAGCAAUUACACCCUAUCUGUUCCACAGGUCAGUCACAGCAAUGACACCCUAUCCGUUACACAGGUCUGUUACAUCAAUGACACCCUAUCUGUUACAUGGACCUUUUUCAGCAAUGACACCCUAUCUGUUACAAAGGUAUGUUACAGCAAUGACACCCUAUCUGUUACAAAGGAAUGUUACAGCAGUGACACCCUUUAUGUUUCAUAGACCUGUUACAGCAAUGGCACCCAAUCUGUUACAUAGGUCUGUUACAGAAAUGACACCCUAUCUGUUACAAAGUUAUGUUACACCAAUUAAACAAUAUCUGUUACAAAGGUAUGUUACACCAAUUACACCCUAUCUGUUACAAAGGUAUGUUACACCAAUGACACCCUAUCUGUUACAAAGGUAUGUUACAGCAAUGACACCCUAUCUGUUACAAAGGUAUGUUAGAGCAAUGACACCCUAUCUUUUACAUAGGUCUGUUACAGAAAUGAAACUCUAUCUGUUCCACAGGUCUGUCACUGCAAUGACACCCUAUCUGUUACAUAGGCCUGUUACAGCAAUAACACCCUAUCUGUUACACAGGCCUGUUACAACAAUGACAACCUAUCUGUUACAUAGGUGUGUUACAGCAAUGACACCCUAUCUGUUACAUAUGUCUGUUACAGCAAUGACACCCUAUCUGUUACAAAGGUAUGUUACACCAAUUACACCCUAUCUGUUACAAAGGCAUGUUACAGAAAUGACACCCUAUCUGUUACAAAGGUAUGUUACAGAAAUGACACCCUAUCUGUUACAAAGGUAUUUUACAUAAAUUACACCCUAUCUGUUACAAAGGUAUUUUACAGAAAUGACACCCUAUCUGUUACAAAGGUAUGUUACAGCAAUGACACCCUAUCUGUUACACAGGCCUGUUACAACAAUUACAACCUAUCUGUUACAUAGGUAUGUUACAGCAAUGACACCCUAUCUGUUACAAAGGUAUGUUACAUAAAUGACACCCUAUCAGUUACAAAGGUAUGUUACAGCAUUGACACCUUAUCUGUUCCACAGGUCUGUCACUGCAAUGACACCCUAUCUGUUACAUAGGCCUGUUACAGCAAUGACACCCUAUCUGUUACACAGGCCUGUUACAGCAAUGACACCCUAUCUGUUAUACAGGCCUUUACAACAAUGACAACCUAUCUGUUACAAAGGAAUGUUACAGCAAUGACACCCUAUCUGUUACAUAGACCUGUUAGAGCAAUGGCACCCAAUAUGUUACAUACAGUGAGGGAAAAAAGUAUUUGAUCCCCUGUUGAUUUUGUACGUUUGCCCACUGACAAAGAAAUGAUCUGUCUAUCAUUUUAAUGGUAGGUUAAUUUGAACAGUGAGAGACAGAAUAACAACAAAAAAAUCCAGAAAAACGUAUGUAAAAAAUGUUAUAAAUUGAUUUGCAUUUUAAUGAGGGAAAUAAGUAUUUGACCCCCUCUCAAUCAGAAAGAUUUCUGGCUCCCAGGUAUCUUUUAUACAGUUAAUGAGCUGAAAUUAGGAGCACACUCUUAAAGGGAGUGCUCCUAAUCUCAGCUUGUUACCUGUAUAAAAGACACCUGUCCACAGAAGCAAUCAAUCAAUCAGAUUCCAAACUUCCACCAUGGCCAAGACCAAAGACCUCUCCAAGGAUGUCAGGGACAAGAUUGUAGACCUACACAAGGCUGGAAUAGGCUACAAGACCAUCGCCAAGCAGCUUGGAGAGAAGGUGACAACAGUUGAUGUGAUUAUUCGCAAAUGGAAGAAACACAAAAUAACUGUCAAUCUCCCUCGGCCUGGGGCUCCAUGCAAGAUCUCACCUUGUGGAGUUGCAAUGAUCAUGAGAACGGUGAGGAAUCAGCCCAGAACUACACGGGAGGAUCUUGUCAAUGAUCUCAAGGCAGCUGGGACCAUAGUCACCAAGAAAACAAUUGGUAACACACUACGCCAUGAAGGCCUGAAAUCCUGCAGCGCCCGCAAGGUCCCCCUGCUCAAGAAAGCACAUAUACAGGGCCGUCUGAAGUUUGCCAAUGAACAUCUGAAUGAUUCAGAGGAGAACUGGGUGAAAGUGUUGUGGUCAGAUGAGACUAAAAUCGAGCUCUUUGGCAUCAACUCAACUCGCCGUGUUUGGAGGAGGAAUGCUACCUAUGACCCCAAGAACACCACCCCCACCGUCAAACAUGGAGGUGGAAACAUUAUGCUUUGGGGGUGUUUUUCUGCUAAGGGGACAGGACAACUUCACUGCAUCAAAGGGACGAGGCCAUGUACUGUCAAAUCUUGGGUGAGAACCUCCUUCCCUCAGCCAGGGCAUUGAAAAUGGGUCGUGGAUGGAUAUUCCAGCAUGACAAUGACCCAAAACACACGGCCAAGGCAACAAAUGAGUGGCUCAAGAAUAAGCACAUUAAGGUCCUGGAGUGGCCUAUCCAGUCUCCAGACCUUAAUCCCAUAGAAAAUCUGUGGAGGCAGCUGAAGGUUCGAGUUGCCAAACGUCAGCCUCGAAACCUUAAUGACUUGGAGAAGAUCUGCAAAGAGGAGUGGAACAAAAUCCCUCCUGAGAUGUGUGCAAACCUGGUGGCCAACUACAAGAAACAUAUGACCUCUGUGAUUGCCAAUAAGGGUUUUGCCACCAAGUACUGAGUCAUGUUUUGCAGAGGGGUCAAAUACUUAUUUCCCUCAUUAAAAUGCAAAUCAAUUCAUAACAUUUCUGACAUGCGUUUUUCUGGAUUUUUUUGUUGUUAUUCUGUCUCUCACUGUUCAAAUAAACCUACCAUUAAAAUUAUAGACUGAUCAUGUCUUUGUCAGUGGGCAAACUUACAAAAUCAGCAGGGGAUCAAAUACUUUUUCCCCUCACUGUAGGUCUGUUACAGAAAUGACACCCUAUCUGUUACAAAGUUAUGUUACACCAAUUAAACCCUAUCUGUUACAAAGGUAUGUUACACCAAUGACACCCUAUCUGUUACAAUGGUAUGUUACAGCAAUGACACCCUAUCUGUUACAACAAUGAUACCUUAUCUGUUACAUUGGCAUGUUACAGCAAUGACACCCUAUCUGUUACACAGGUCUGUUACAUCAAUGACACCCUAUCUGUUACAUGGACCUUUUUCAGCAAUGACACCCUAUCUGUUACAAAGAUAUGUUACAGCAAUGACACCAUAUCUGUUACAAAGGAAUGUUACAGCAAUGACACCCUUUCUGUUUCAUAG
Messenger RNA from Coregonus sp. 'balchen', 3297 nucleotides. NCBI's taxonomy places the organism in Eukaryota, Metazoa, Chordata, Actinopteri, Salmoniformes, Salmonidae. The record is from the annotation of a GenBank genome assembly.